AUCCUAUUUUAGUAGCAGCAGCCUGCCAGCCCAAAACGACCGUGCUUUACCGCCGCCUCAAUUUCUAAGCAUCCAAACACAGCUUGGAUUUCUGGAGUUCUGCGAACCUGAACACUGUCAACCCCACCGUUGUCAUGGCUUCCUCGUCUUCCUUCAUCGCCAACAAGAAGGAUCUGGGUCUCUCUGCUCUCUCUUCAACGUCGUCGCCAUUUUCUAUUCCCAAAUGCAGGAAAUCAAUUUCCAAGAAAAUUGUAUCUGUCAUGGCUCCCCAGCAAUCAGAGCGCAAACCUGCCACCACUGGCUCGGUGAAGAUAGCAAUGACGAUGACAGAGAAAAUAUUGGCUAGGGCCUCUGAGAAGCCUCAGUUGAGCCCAGGUGAGAAUGUUUGGGUCAACGUUGAUACCUUGAUGACACAUGACGUUUGUGGCCCAGGUUCCAUUGGAAUCUUCAAGAGAGAGUUUGGCGAUAAUGCUAAGGUUUGGGACCGUGAGAAAAUUGUCAUUAUACCGGAUCAUUAUAUAUUCACUACUGAUGAACGUGCAAACCGUAAUGUGGAUAUAUUGAGGGAUUUCUGCCUGGAGCAAAAUAUAAAGUACUUCUAUGAUAUCAAGGAUCUUAGUAACUUUAAGGUUAAUCCUGAUUAUAAAGGUGUAUGCCAUAUUGCACUUGCCCAAGAAGGUCAUUGUAGGCCAGGCGAGGUCCUGUUAGGUACAGACUCUCACACUUGCACCGCUGGAGCAUUUGGCCAAUUUGCUACUGGAAUUGGCAACACUGAUGCUGGCUUUGUAUUAGGCACUGGGAAGCUCCUGCUCAAGGUGCCUCCAACUCUGAGAUUUGUAAUGGACGGCGAAAUGCCUGAUUAUUUGCUUGCAAAGGAUUUGAUUUUGCAAAUUAUUGGUGAAAUAUCUGUGUCUGGUGCAACGUAUAAAUCAAUGGAGUUUGUGGGCACAACAGUUGAGAGUUUAAAUAUGGAAGAGCGGAUGACAUUAUGCAACAUGGUUGUUGAAGCUGGGGGGAAGAAUGGGGUUGUCCCUGCUGAUAGCACUACAUUCAAGUACCUUGAGGAUAAGACAUCUGUGCCCUAUGAACCAGUUUAUAGUGAUGAGCAAGCAAGGUUUCUUUCCGAGUACAGAUUUGAUAUCUCAAAACUGGAACCAUUGGUUGCAAAGCCUCAUUCUCCUGAUAAUCGUGCUUUAGCAAGAGAAUGCAAAGAUGUCAAAAUAGACAGAGUAUACAUUGGAUCCUGUACUGGUGGAAAAACAGAGGAUUUUAUGGCUGCUGCCAAAGUUUUUCUUGCUUCAGGUAAAAAGGUCAAGGUUCCCACAUUUCUUGUCCCUGCAACCCAAAAGGUUUGGAUGGAUGUGUACGGUCUCCCAGUACCAGGAUCUGGUGGCAAAACUUGCUCGCAGAUUUUUGAAGAAGCUGGUUGUGACACGCCUGCAAGUCCUAGUUGUGGUGCUUGUUUGGGAGGCCCUAAAGACACUUAUGCAAGAAUGAAUGAGCCAAUGGUCUGUGUGUCAACCACAAACAGAAACUUCCCAGGCCGGAUGGGACACAAGGAAGGCCAGAUAUAUCUUGCUUCCCCCUAUACAGCAGCAGCAUCUGCUUUGACCGGUUAUGUCACUGAUCCAAGGGAGUUCUUGCAGUAGGCUAUUUAUGUUGUGUUCUGAGUCUGUUGUACCAAGUCUAUAAAUUUCUAUGAGCGAUGGAAUGUUAGGUUGGUACUAUGUAUGUGCUGAGUUAAUGUACUACCGUUUAUUUUGAUGAAAAUAAUAGAUGCAGUAACAUGGUUAAAUGCUUGCACAAGAAAUGGUGAGAGAAAUUGGGGUUUUGGAUUU
Hevea brasiliensis (rubber tree) is the source of this 1838-nucleotide messenger RNA. RefSeq names its product 3-isopropylmalate dehydratase large subunit, chloroplastic. The coding region runs from base 135 to 1649 and encodes 504 amino acids. Gene Ontology annotation, biological process: amino acid biosynthetic process. The record is from RefSeq and is a predicted model, not a curated record. Gene Ontology annotation, molecular function: 4 iron, 4 sulfur cluster binding; 3-isopropylmalate dehydratase activity. The transcript has 15 exons. NCBI's taxonomy places the organism in Eukaryota, Viridiplantae, Streptophyta, Magnoliopsida, Malpighiales, Euphorbiaceae.